CAGCUAGCCCGGAGCCGCCGCGCCGGCCCGGCCGCCGCCGCUACCGCCUCUGCCGCCCCCAGAGCCGCUCGAGCCGCGGGAAGCGCCGCCGCUAUCGCCGCGGGCCGCCCCCGCCGCGCGGGCCUGGGCUCCGGCUGCCAGCGCCGCCGCAACCGCCACCGAAGCCGGCGCGGGAGCCCAAUCGCGCUGGGCUGGGCUGGGCUGGGCUGGGGCGGGCGCAGGGCGCAGGGGCGGGCGCGCGGGGGAAGACGCACGGGCGGGCUCGGCUCUCCCGGGGAGCGGCCCGGGACUGCACCCGGACCGGCGCCUCCCCGCUCCGCGCUGCCCUCGGCCUCGCCCCGGGCCCGGGCGGAUGAGCCGCGCGCCCGGGGGACAUGGAAGCGCUGACGCUGUGGCUUCUCCCCUGGAUAUGCCAGUGCGUUACCGUGCGGGCCGACUCCAUCAUCCACAUCGGUGCCAUUUUCGAGGAGAACGCAGCCAAGGACGACAGGGUAUUCCAACUGGCUGUAUCCGACCUGAGCCUCAACGAUGACAUCCUGCAGAGUGAGAAGAUCACCUACUCCAUCAAGGUCAUCGAGGCCAACAACCCGUUCCAGGCUGUACAGGAAGCCUGUGACCUCAUGACCCAGGGAAUUUUGGCUUUGGUCACAUCUACCGGCUGUGCGUCUGCCAACGCCCUGCAGUCCCUCACAGAUGCCAUGCACAUCCCACACCUCUUUGUCCAGCGCAACCCUGGGGGGUCACCACGCACCGCCUGCCACUUAAACCCCAGCCCGGACGGCGAGGCCUACACACUGGCUUCGAGACCGCCCGUCCGCCUCAACGACGUCAUGCUCAGGCUGGUGACAGAGCUGCGCUGGCAGAAGUUCGUCAUGUUCUACGACAGCGAGUAUGAUAUCCGUGGGCUCCAAAGCUUUCUGGACCAGGCCUCGCGGCUGGGCCUUGAUGUCUCUCUGCAAAAGGUGGACAAGAACAUUAGCCAUGUGUUCACCAGCCUCUUCACCACCAUGAAGACAGAGGAACUGAAUCGCUACCGGGACACACUGCGCCGUGCCAUCCUGCUGCUCAGCCCUCAGGGGGCCCACUCCUUCAUCAACGAGGCCGUGGAGACCAACCUGGCUUCCAAGGACAGCCACUGGGUUUUUGUGAAUGAGGAAAUCAGUGACCCCGAGAUCCUGGAUCUGGUUCACAGUGCUCUGGGCAGGAUGACCGUGGUCCGGCAAAUCUUCCCAUCUGCAAAGGACAACCAGAAAUGCAUGAGGAACAAUCACCGCAUCUCCUCUCUGCUCUGCGACCCCCAGGAAGGCUACCUCCAGAUGCUGCAGAUCUCCAACCUCUACCUGUACGACAGUGUUCUGAUGCUGGCCAAUGCCUUCCAUAGGAAGUUGGAGGACCGGAAGUGGCACAGCAUGGCGAGCCUCAACUGCAUACGGAAAUCAACAAAGCCAUGGAAUGGAGGGAGGUCCAUGCUGGACACAAUCAAAAAGGGCCACAUCACUGGACUCACAGGAGUGAUGGAGUUUCGGGAGGACAGCUCAAAUCCCUAUGUCCAGUUUGAAAUCCUUGGCACAACCUAUAGUGAGACCUUUGGCAAAGACAUGCGCAAGCUGGCGACGUGGGACUCAGAAAAGGGCCUGAAUGGUAGCCUGCAGGAAAGGCCCAUGGGCAGCCGCCUCCAAGGACUGACUCUCAAAGUGGUGACUGUCUUGGAAGAGCCUUUCGUGAUGGUGGCUGAGAACAUCCUUGGACAGCCCAAGCGCUACAAAGGGUUCUCCAUAGAUGUCCUGGAUGCACUGGCCAAGGCUCUGGGCUUCAAAUAUGAGAUUUACCAGGCUCCUGACGGCAGGUACGGUCACCAGCUCCAUAACACCUCCUGGAAUGGAAUGAUCGGGGAGCUCAUCAGCAAGAGAGCAGAUGUGGCCAUCUCCGCCAUUACCAUCACACCGGAGAGGGAGAGUGUUGUGGACUUCAGCAAGCGGUACAUGGACUACUCAGUGGGGAUUCUGAUUAAGAAGCCUGAGGAGAAAAUCAGCAUCUUUUCCCUUUUUGCACCAUUUGAUUUUGCGGUGUGGGCCUGCAUUGCAGCCGCCAUUCCUGUGGUUGGUGUGCUGAUAUUUGUGUUGAACCGGAUACAGGCUGUGAGGGCUCAGAAUGCUACCCAGCCUAGACCUUCUGCUUCUGCCACCCUGCACAGUGCCAUCUGGAUUGUCUACGGAGCCUUUGUCCAGCAAGGUGGGGAAUCUUCUGUGAACUCCAUGGCCAUGCGCAUUGUGAUGGGCAGCUGGUGGCUCUUCACCCUCAUCGUGUGCUCCUCCUACACAGCCAAUCUUGCUGCCUUUCUCACAGUGUCCAGGAUGGAUAAUCCUAUAAGGACGUUCCAGGACCUGUCCAAACAAGUGGAGAUGUCUUAUGGUACCGUCCGGGAUUCUGCCGUCUACGAGUACUUCCGCGCCAAGGGCACCAACCCCCUGGAGCAAGACAGCACAUUUGCCGAGCUCUGGCGGACCAUCAGCAAGAAUGGAGGGGCUGACAACUGUGUGUCCAAUCCCUCAGAAGGCAUCAGGAAGGCAAAGAAGGGGAAUUAUGCCUUUCUGUGGGACGUGGCCGUGGUGGAGUAUGCAGCCCUGACAGAUGACGACUGCUCAGUGACUGUCAUUGGCAACAGCAUCAGCAGCAAGGGUUAUGGGAUUGCCCUGCAGCAUGGCAGCCCCUACAGGGACCUCUUCUCUCAGAGGAUCCUGGAGCUACAGGACACAGGGGACCUGGAUGUGCUCAAGCAGAAGUGGUGGCCACACACAGGCCGCUGUGACCUCACCAGCCACUCCAGCGCCCAGGCCGAUGGCAAAUCCCUCAAGCUACACAGUUUUGCUGGGGUCUUCUGCAUCCUGGCCAUUGGCCUCCUCCUCGCCUGCCUGGUGGCUGCCCUGGAGUUGUGGUGGAACAGUAACCGGUGCCACCAGGAGACGCCCAAAGAGGACAAAGAGGUCAAUCUGGAGCAGGUGCAUCGACGCAUGAACAGCCUCAUGGAUGAAGACAUUGCUCACAAGCAGAUUUCCCCUGCAUCUAUUGAGCUCUCAGCCCUAGAGAUGGGGGGCCUGGCUCCCAGCCAGGCCUUGGAGCCAACACGGGAGUACCAGAACACCCAGCUCUCCGUCAGCACCUUUCUGCCAGAACAAAGCAGCCACGGCACCAGCCGGACACUCUCGUCAGGGCCCAGCAGCAAUCUGCCGCUGCCGCUGAGCAGCUCUGCCACCAUGCCCUCCAUUCAGUGCAAACACAGGUCGCCCAAUGGGGGGCUGUUCCGACAGAGCCCGGUGAAGACCCCCAUCCCCAUGUCCUUCCAGCCCGUGCCUGGAGGCGUCCUUCCAGAGGCUCUGGACACCUCCCACGGCACCUCCAUCUGACCGCGCCGCCUGCCCUCCCGCCCGCCCACCCACCCGACCAGCAGAGCUUUUUAAUACAAGAAAACAACAACACAAACCACACACAAAUACACACACACACACAUACACACACAGAGAGACUCUUUCAUUUUUCUUGUACAUAUGUGUAAAUAAUGACAGAAUGGAGUGGGGUAAAAGUGUAUUUUGAAUAUUCCCAAUUUUCGAAGUCAGUAAAAAAAAAACACAAAAACUGUAUGAAUGACUUUGUAAAUUUUGUUCUAUAUGAAUAAAAAGGCAAAUUACUUGUGAUCAUUCUGAAGUGCCAAAGGAGCCCCCUGUUCCUGGGCCUUUCUGAGGGCAGGAAGGGCAAUCAGAUAAGGGGCCCCUUCCUGUUGGGGAGAAGGAAGACUAGGAGCCCCAGUGCUGCUUGCUGCCGUGCCCCACGGCUUCCCACUUGGUUCCUUUGCUCCUGGGCCCUCCUUCCUCCUAUAGUCCCCUUGGGUAGAUAGAGUGAGUCUGGAGCCAGCAUUGGCCUGGUGCAUUGGGUCACUGUACUGUAGGGUUAUCCACUGUUCUGUGAGCCUGGCACUUAGGAGGUGUCCUGGCCAAUCCAGCUCAAGAUGGUGACCACACCACGAGUCACAGCGUGUAGUGUGCAGCUGCCUCAUGAGCCCCAGAGAAGCUGCCCAUAUUGAGGUAACAAUCUCUGAUGCCAAUUUGUUCUAAUAUCAUCCUGUUGGUCUUGUUUUUGUUUUUUAACUUUCUCUACCUACUUAGAAGAAUCAGCCAGUGAAAGACUAUGGGGGAAGGAGAGCAGGUUCCAUCAUUGCCGGGGCCAAGGUGGGAUUGGCCUGGUGGAAGGUACUUAGGGAUAAAGAGAUGUGAAGUAUAUAUGGUUGGUGAUACAGACCAUGUAAGGUGGUAGGAUGAGAGGUCAGGUAAAGGAAGGCUAUUCACGUGGGGUUGGAUCAUGGCCCCAGAAGAGAGAGGAAAGUGUGGUCACAGAAGCAGGGAGUGGAAGCAUUGUGGUUUCAGGGAAAAGGAUCUUGCUGGAAGGAGUUAGGGAAGGUGUCCGCAGGUGAUGGGUAAUCUAGGAAUUAGAGAAGAGGUCCCUGACCCAUAGGAGAAAAGCAUAACUAUAAUAUGAAGACAAGUAUUUCCCAUCCUCUAGGGAACUUGUUUUAAGCCCCCAAAGUAAAGGCGCAUCAGGAAGUUGGCCAAACAGGGCCAAAUACCACAUGAGUCCUCUCUCCUGGUUUUACCACCUUCUCAGACCAGAAAUCCUCAGUGAAGGGAUCAAGUUCACAGCAAAAGCCCUCCAGGGUAAGAUCAUCUUAUGUCUUCUGAGAUCCCCAGGUCUAUUCCUGAGCUAGUGAAGUUGCUGGAAACCCUGUUUCCUAAAACCAGGACAAUCCAAAGGCCUAAUCUCCCUCUAUCACCCUUUCUAGGGCAACUAAACUACAGACCCAGAGAAAAAAAAAAAUCAGGAAUAGGUAAUGGGGCAGGGGGUCUGAGCUACUUUUUUAGUCCCUCUCCUUUUGAAGACAAAGGUGAUUCUGAUCUCCUAACCUGUCAGGACAGGGAACACAGUCCACAUAGGGCACAGAGGAGAGCAGGGCUCCUACCCCAGCAUGAAUCAGGAAGCCAAGAACCUGAGUCCUGAAGACUCAGUUCUAUUACUUGCUUCUCCAUAUCCCUGUGGAGUUACUGGAGAGAUGUAUUUAUGAGGGUGAUAACUAGCUCCCAAUUUAUUUCUUUCUUGAAGUUCUGAGUGACAUGAUUGAGCAGUAAGGAAUGGCCACAUCACACCGCCAGCUAAAAGCACCCCAGGGAAGAGAGUGUUUAUAAUUACGUUAUUUAUCUUUUGGUGCUGAGAAUGGCCUGAUGCUAGCCUUAUGGAGGUGAUCCAUUGACAGCUCUCCAAUCAGAGUAUGUGGAGCUUGGAAUCAGGCAUGCAUAACAGAGCAUAGGUUGGUUACCACCACCCCAAGAAACAGCAGGCUUGUUUUCUUCCCAUCAGCAUUUUGGGGGACCUACACUGGAUGGCCAAGUUUUCAUAUAUAUACUCUCUCUAUUUUUAAAAUCAACCUGAGAUCUCACUGCCUUAUCUCACACCCAAGUCUGUUUUUCCCCCCCUGAGAUGAACAAUCUUCUGAGGUAUAUCACGGAUAUAGGUGUCUUCUUGGACAGCUUUGCUUAGAAUGGGUAUCAGGGAGGGAGAGAGGUGGAGUGUGUGUGUGUGUGUGUGUGUGUGUGUGUGUGUGUGUGUGUGUGAAAGAGAGAGAGAGAGAGAGAGAGAGAGAGAGAGAGAGAGAGAGAGAGAGAGAGAAAACCAGCAUCUUUGAGGGAAAAGAACACUGCUUCUAAAAUUCCCUUACACCUCAUGGUGUUAUUCUUCAUCAUGUUUAUGUUGUGUUUUUUGAAUUUCUUACUCUUGGCAUGAAGGGAAAUGAUUGACAUUCAAGAAAAUUCUCUAGGGGGAAAACAACAACAAAUAACAAAACCUGAAUCUUCCCAACUCAGAUUUUGGUGUCAGCUCAGAAUGUAUCUUUUUUUCAUGCUUUGCUCUUUGGAUUUAUAACUCUGUUUAGAUGAUUCCAUACAUUUUAGGUAUAUUUUGUGCCUUCAGACACUGCAAAUAAUAAUCAGCAUUUGGAUUAAAGUUGUUUAAUAAUAAAACUUGUCUGCUCCCUACGCUCUUAUUCUCUGGGAUGAAGAAAUGCCGUCUGCUUGU
Messenger RNA from Sciurus carolinensis (gray squirrel), 6117 nucleotides. RefSeq names its product glutamate ionotropic receptor delta type subunit 1 (gene Grid1). The coding region runs from base 375 to 3404 and encodes 1009 amino acids. Gene Ontology annotation, molecular function: transmitter-gated monoatomic ion channel activity involved in regulation of postsynaptic membrane potential; glutamate-gated receptor activity. The transcript is spliced from 16 exons. Lineage: Eukaryota; Metazoa; Chordata; Mammalia; Rodentia; Sciuridae. Gene Ontology annotation, cellular component: postsynaptic membrane; plasma membrane. Gene Ontology annotation, biological process: modulation of chemical synaptic transmission; monoatomic ion transport; synaptic transmission, glutamatergic. The record is from RefSeq and is a predicted model, not a curated record.